GACAUUGUCAUUGUUCUUAGUUGAACAUGGGUGAGAAGGAGGAAUGUGAUCAGACAGGGUCUGUGGGAGGUCUUAGCUAGUCUGAGCCAAAGGUCCUUAAUUUAGAGCCUUAAGCUGCUAGAUAACAAGAGGCUUUAGUCCAGGCACUUGGUGCUGGUAUAGCCUUUGUCUCCUGUGUGUGAUGGGAAUAGUAACUUUUCCACUUCUGAACCUUCUCAGUUGCUGUGAGGAUGGUGAUUGUGAGUGACACCCUCACAGUUCCAGUGUUCAGGGCCCUGGCAUUCUCUAUUGUUUAGGCUCUUUAAAAGGUGGAACUAGAGAGUAUCAGUGUGCCAUGGUUCCUGAGAGCUGUCCUUACCUGUCUCUGUUCCUUGUGUCCCAUCCCUCUUCAUCUUCUUCCUUUUCUACCCUACCUUCCAUUUAUGUUCUGGCUUUUCCUUGUGCCAGUUCUGGAAAAGGCUCUACUUCUCCAGGCCCAGGUAUUCUACCAGGCCCCAAGUUGUGCCCCUUGCCUUGCUUGGACCACUCCUUACAGGAUGUUCUCUGCGGCCUUGGACCCCGAUGGGACCGUGUUCCGGCUCCGCUUCACAGCCUUUGUCUGGUGGGUCAUCACUUUUCCCCUGUUUGGCUUCUUCUUCUGCAUCAUCUGGUCUCUGGUGUUCCACUUUGAGUACACGGUGGCCACUGACUGUGGGGUGCCCAAUUACCUGCCAUCAGUGAGCUCUGCCAUUGGUGGAGAGGUUCCCCAGCGCUACGUGUGGCGUUUCUGCAUUGGCCUGCACUCGGCACCCCGCUUCUUGACAGCCUUCGCCUACUGGAACCACUACCUCAGCUGUGCAUCCCCAUGCCCCGGCUAUCGCCUUCUCUGCCGCCUCAACUUCAGCCUCAAUGUGGUGGAGAACCUCGCGCUGCUCGUGCUCACCUACGUAUCCUCUUCUGAGGACUUCACCAUCCACGAAAAUGCUUUCAUUGUGUUUAUCGCGGCAUCCCUCAGUUACAUGCUCCUCACCUGCAUUCUCUGGCGGCUGACCAAGAAGCACACAGAUCGUAAGUCCUACAGCUGGAAACAGCGGCUCUUCAUCAUCAACUUCAUCUCCUUCUUCUCGGCGCUGGCUGUCUACUUCCGGCACAACAUGUAUUGUGAGGCUGGAGUGUAUACCAUCUUCGCCAUCCUGGAGUACACUGUUGUCCUAACCAACAUGGCGUUCCACAUGACAGCCUGGUGGGACUUUGGGAACAAAGAGCUGCUAAUAACUUCUCAGCCUGAGGAAAAGAGAUUCUAACCCUUUCUCUGAUGCUGGAAAACAAGAAACCACUCUGGCCUUCCCCAUCUCCAUGUCCUCUCUGGGCCCUUCUCAAUCUGGGGACUGGGAGAGAAGAGCGGGAAGGGGUAUGACAAGGCCGACCCCAGCACUGCUGACUUCUCCCCACCACUCAUGGGGAUCUUCAAGAAGCAUCACCAUUCACUGAAAGGUCCUAAAAAACUGAGCUGGCAGGAAAGCUCCACCACUUGGUGCUAAAAACAGUCCUAAGGUUCAUGACUACCUAGCUUUUGACCUUUAUAUAGACACUUUUCACUAAGGUUAGGGUCCAGAGCAGUGGCUGCUACCUGAAGAUUACAGCUGUUUCUGCCUGGUCAUUCAUCUGACUGAUGUGUCUAGCGAUCUACCAUGCACACCCAGUGUGUACACCCAGGUGGUCGUUCCACAGAUUUGCACAGGUGUUCUAGAUGUAUCCCCUUCCCCUUCAGCCUCAUCGUGUUCCCGUGUGACUGGGGGACGUUCUAAGGGCUUUGUCUCUGAGGUCAUCCAAUGGAAGUAGUGUUGUGCUUUGUGCUUGACAGAUAACUUGUCCUAGAAGAAGCAUCAAGUGUAGGGUAUAUUUUUCUUUCCCAUCUAAAACCUCUGGCUCUUUGGAAUAUGUCUGUAAUCCCAGCACAUUGGAGGCUGAGAUGGGUGGACUGCUUUAGGGUCCAUGCCAAUCUGGGCUACACAGUAAUGGUGGCACAUGCCUUUAAUCCCAACACAGCAAAGACAAGCAAAUAUCUGUUAAGUUCAAGGCCAGCCUGGUCUACGUGAGUUUUAGGUCAGCAGGGGCUGAAAAAAAAAAUUAACCCUAAAAUCAGGCUUAUAAGACCUUUCCCUCCUUUGGCAAGGAGGGAGGGGUCAGAGGUAAUUGCCCUUCUCCAGAAUGGGUCCCUUGGCUUCCUUUGUCCUCCCCACUGUCCCAGGUCCCCAGCUUUUAUUUGUAUAUUUUAUUUCAAAGGACAA
Arvicanthis niloticus (Nile rat) is the source of this 2270-nucleotide messenger RNA. It is a transcript of the gene Pgap2, whose product is annotated as post-GPI attachment to proteins 2. Gene Ontology annotation, biological process: GPI anchor biosynthetic process. The record is from RefSeq and is a predicted model, not a curated record. Gene Ontology annotation, cellular component: Golgi membrane; endoplasmic reticulum membrane. Lineage: Eukaryota; Metazoa; Chordata; Mammalia; Rodentia; Muridae.